Paramecium tetraurelia is the source of this 714-nucleotide messenger RNA. RefSeq lists its product as uncharacterized. Gene Ontology annotation, cellular component: cytoplasm. Gene Ontology annotation, biological process: isoprenoid biosynthetic process; isopentenyl diphosphate biosynthetic process. The record is from RefSeq and is a predicted model, not a curated record. Gene Ontology annotation, molecular function: isopentenyl-diphosphate delta-isomerase activity. The transcript is spliced from 4 exons. Lineage: Eukaryota; Ciliophora; Oligohymenophorea; Peniculida; Parameciidae.
AUGAAAAGAAUUCUUAAUCUUUAUAAGUAUUCUGUGCAAUAAAGUCAGCAAUUGAUUUUGGUCGACUUUAAUGACAAACUCUAAAAACCCAUGGAUAAAUGGCUAGCUCAUUCAACGAAUUAUAUUUUUAAUCAACAAUCCUACCCUCAUAGAGCCUUUAGUUUAUUUUUGUUUGAUAAAAAUUACAAAUUACUCCUCUAACAACGUAGUGAUGCUAAAAAGACAUUUCCCUUAUUGUGGACUAAUACAUGUUGCAGCCACUAAUUGUAUCACUAAAACGAAGAAGACAAUGUCACGAAAUACCGUCGCAGUGAUUUUUACGUCAGAAAAAGAACCCUUGAAGAAUUAAAUUUUGAUCUUAAGGACACACAUAUUGAAUUGGUCUAAAAAAUUAUAUAUUCUGCUAAAGAUAAUGAAGAAUUUGGAGAAUAUGAAUUGGAUUAUAUUUAUUUUGCAAACAUCCAAUAAGACUAACCAAAGAUUAAUGGAAAUCCAGAGGAGAUUAAAGAUUACAAGUGGUUAUCCUUAGAUGAGUUUAACCAAUUUUCAAAACAUAACAAAAAAUCAUUUACUCCUUGGUUUAGCUUGAUUAAUCACUCACACCUUAUAAAUUGGUGGACCAAAUUUAAAUAGAAUGACAAAAGUUUCAUAUAACCAGAAAAAAUUGAGAAAUUGAAUUGAAUAACAAUUAUAUAUAUAUUAAUAAAUGAAAUC